Molecule: messenger RNA, 6720 nt
Organism: Acinonyx jubatus (cheetah)
Lineage: Eukaryota; Metazoa; Chordata; Mammalia; Carnivora; Felidae
Gene: VPS35L
Product: VPS35 endosomal protein sorting factor like
Exons: 24
Coding region: 2110-4248 (712 amino acids)
Biological process (GO): endocytic recycling
Cellular component (GO): endosome
Source: RefSeq, a predicted model, not a curated record
CUAUUUGAGCAAGUGCUUGAAGGAGAGGAGAGAUGAGCCACAUUCUCUCUGGGUAUGGAAGGGAUUCGGCCAUAUUAGGCCAAGGGACCGCUGGUGCAAAGGCCUUGGGGUGGGAGUGUGACUGACAGGUUUGGAGAACGGAGAGGCCAGGGUGGCUGGGAAUGGGGUGUACAGGGUGGUGGCAUGGGAGCUGAAUGGGUUAGAGAUCAUGGUGGGCCUUGUAGGUCAUUGGAAGGGCUUGGGCUUUGACUCUGAGGAACCACUGGAGGGUGUUAAGCAGAGAAGCAAUGUGAUGUCAUUUGUUUGUUAAUGCUUGUUAAUUUUUAAGACAGAAUGGGGAGGGGCAGAGAGAGAGGGAGACAGAGGAUCUGAAGUGGGCUCCAUGCUGACAGCAGAGAGCCCGACACCGGGCUCGAACUCCAGAGCUGUGAGACUCCUGACCUGAGUUGAAGUUGGACACUUAACCGACUGAGCCACCCAGACGCCCUGUGACGGGAUUUGUUUUAGUGGCUGCUUGUUGAGACUAGACUGCAGGGCGGAGGUAGGGCCGGGAGCCUGGUUAGGAGGCCAUUGUUGCACUUGAGGUAUGAGGCCGAGGAGGCAGUGGGGAUGGAGAGAAUGAAUGGAUUUUCAGAAUGGCCGGGUGAGUUAGGCUCUCAGAAGAGAUACCAAGUCAUACAACUUUUGGGCCUUGCCUUGUCCUCUUACACAGCCUGCUUUCAGGAGUGAGGACUUCAGUCAGGGAGAGGGGUCGGUGGUUGUGUCUGGUUCUCACAGUGAGUUAACAUGCUGGCCUCUGGUUUCCCUCACCUGCCUCUUGCAAGUUUCUUUUGCAUGAGUCAGCAUCCUGAGUGACACUAGCUCGGGGACACCAGUGGACCAGUUUCUAACCUACAAGCCUAGCUGGAUGUGGACAUUAACUUCGUGAAAAUUUUGCACAACCAUUUUGCCAGCCUCCAGUGGUGGUACCCCAGUCUCCUGCCUUGGCAAGCUCAGGAUACAGUGCAGGUGCCUGUCCUUGCCGCAUCCCAGAAAUUAGCUGGGCCGAGAGUUGACAAUAGCAGUGAUCAACCCUCAACAAAUAAUGUCCUUGGUCCUGACUCCAUUCUGGGUGCUUUAGAGAUAAUAAAUCACGUCCUUGUCAUCACAGCAUGUGAGGCGGGUUCUGUAAUUAACCCCAUUUUACAGAUGAGGGGCGUGAGCCACAGCUUGCCAAAGGUCACAAGGGGAGUGAGCGGCAGAGCUGGGACUGUGAGUUCUCUCUGCAGUCGAAGACCUGUUUUAUUUCUCUUGUAUGUGGCUUACAGGGGAGAUUUUACUCUCUGUGAAAAUUACAAAUGGGUAUACGUUUGACCCAGCAACCUCACCGCUGGGAAUUCAUCCCAUUUAUGAUAGCAAAGCCCAGCAACAACCCAGGUGGCCAUCGGUAGGGGACCAGUUAAAUAAAUGACGGUCCAUCUGUAUGCUGGAGUGUAGGAAACCCAUAAGAAAGAGGGAGGGUGUGCUCUGUUUUCCGCUGUGGAGGGAUCUCCAGGGUAUAUGUGUCAUCACGAGAGAAAGUCAAGAUGCAGAAUAGGGUAUGUUCUCGUUUGUGUUAGAAAGAAGGAGACGCUGGAAACCUUGUUGACAUUGAUUUGUAUUUGCCUGAAGAAACGUUAGAAGGAUGUCCAAGAAACUAAGUAAAGUGGGAGCCCUCAGAGGGUGGCGGGGGCAGUGAGGUUGGACAGGGAUGGGCCAGAGACAGCCUUCCCUCAGUACCUUCCACAACCUUAUUUGAAUUUUGAAUCAGGGGAAUGUUUUUUUCCUGUUAAAACCAAACAUUCAGAUGAGGUACCGACUUUCAACACUAUACUCCCUCCUCCGCUUCCGAACCGUGCUCCCAGUGGUGCCCUUGUCAGGAUCUGUUACGGAUGAUAUUCCUCAGGACUAUGAGGCAGCCUGUGUCUGCAGGUGCUGAAGGAGACUCUGUUGUGCUGUGGGCACAACAUAAUGGACAGUUUUCGCCUUUUACAAAAGAGGUGGGAGAUGGGAGUGCUGAGAUCCACUUGGAAGCAUCGUCCUAACACUGCUCCUUAGGGAGGAAAGCUCGUGUACGAGCGCAUCUUCUCCAUGUGUGUGGAUAACCGCAGCGUCUUACCAGAUCACUUCUCUCCAGAGAAUGUCAAUGACACGGCUAAAGAAACAUGCUUAAAUUGGUUUUUCAAGAUUGCUUCCAUCAGGGAACUCAUUCCGAGAUUUUAUGUGGAAGCAUCCAUCCUGAAAUGUAACAAGUUCCUCUCCAAAACGGGGAUUUCAGAAUGUCUGCCCCGACUGACGUGUAUGAUUCGAGGGAUUGGAGACCCGCUGGUGUCUGUGUACGCGAGGGCCUAUCUGUGCCGGGUGGGGAUGGAGGUGGCUCCACAUCUGAAAGAAAGCCUGAAUAAGAACUUCUUUGACUUUCUCCUCACAUUCAAACAGAUUCAUGGCGAUACAGUCCAGAACCAGCUGGUGGUCCAGGGAGUGGAGCUCCCAUCCUACCUGCCCUUGUACUCACCUGCCAUGGAUUGGAUCUUCCAGUGCAUCUCGUACCAUGCCCCCGAGGCCCUGCUAACUGAGAUGAUGGAGAGAUGCAAGAAACUAGGAAACAACGCCUUGCUGUUGAAUUCCGUGAUGUCUGCUUUCCGGGCCGAGUUCAUCGCCACGAGGUCCAUGGAUUUCAUUGGCAUGAUUAAAGAGUGUGAUGAGUCGGGUUUCCCCAAGCAUCUUCUUUUUCGCUCACUGGGGUUAAACUUAGCCUUGGCUGACCCUCCUGAGGGUGAUCGACUCCAGAUUCUCAAUGAAGCUUGGAAAGUUAUCACUAAGUUGAAGAAUCCACAGGACUACGUUAACUGUGCCGAGGUAUGGGUGGAGUACACCUGCAAGCAUUUCACGAAACGAGAGGUGAAUACCGUUUUGGCUGAUGUCAUCAAGCACAUGACUCCAGAUCGUGCAUUUGAAGACUCCUACCCUCAGCUUCAGUCGAUAAUUAAGAAAGUGAUCGCCCACUUCCAUGAUUUCUCCGUUCUCUUCUCAGUGGAAAAAUUUUUGCCAUUUCUGGACAUGUUCCAAAAAGAGAGUGUCCGGGUGGAGGUUUGCAAAUGCAUCAUGGAAGUUUUUAUCAAGCAUCAGCAGGAGCCCACAAAGGACCCCGUCAUUCUGAACGCCCUUUUGCACGUUUGCAAGACCAUGCAUGACUCUGUGAAUGCACUCACUCUUGAGGAUGAGAAAAGAAUGCUGGCAUAUUUGAUUAAUGGAUUUAUAAAAAUGGUGUCCUUUGGCCGUGAUUUUGAACAGCAACUAAGUUUUUACGUUGAGGCUAGGUCAAUGUUUUGCAACCUGGAACCUGUUCUUGUGCAGUUGAUUCACAGUGUAAACCGGUUGGCAAUGGAAACAAGAAAAGUAAUGAAAGGAAAUCAUUCCAGAAAGACGGCUGCAUUUGUGCGGGCCUGUGUUGCCUACUGCUUCAUUACCAUUCCCUCCCUGGUGGGCAUCUUCACGCGCCUCAACCUCUACCUGCAUUCUGGUCAGGUUGCCUUGGCCAACCAGUGCCUUUCCCAAGCCGAUGCCUUCUUCAAAGCCGCUAUAAGCCUCAUUCCGGAAGUUCCAAAGACAAUUAAUAUCGAUGGAAAGAUGCGGCCGUCAGAAUCAUUCCUUCUGGAAUUCCUCUGCAAUUUCUUUUCUACUUUAUUAAUAGUUCCGGAUCAUCCAGAACAUGGGGUCCUGUUCCUUGUCCGAGAGCUUCUCAACGUGAUCCAGGACUACACCUGGGAGGACAACAGUGACGACAAAAUCCGCAUCUACACCUGUGUCCUGCACCUCCUAUCCGCCAUGAGCCAGGAGACCUAUCUCUACCACAUAGACAAAGUUGACUCCAACGACAGCCUCUAUGGGGGAGACACCAAAUUUCUGGCUGAAAACAACAAGCUGUGUGAAACGGUGAUGGCUCAGAUCCUGGAGCAUCUGAAAACCUUGGCCAAGGAUGAGGCCCUGAAGCGCCAGAGCUCGUUGGGCCUUUCCUUCUUUAAUAGCAUCUUGGCCCACGGGGACCUGCGCAACAACAGACUCAACCAACUCUCUGUCAACCUGUGGCACCUGGCACAGAGGCACGGCUGUGCAGACACCAGGACCAUGGUGAAAACUCUGGAAUACAUCAAGAAACGAAGCAAACACCCAGAUAUGGGUCAUCUGAGCGAGCUGGCCCUCAGGCUCCCUCUGCAAACAAGGACCUAACUCUGGGACUGUGAAGCCAAGUUCAGAAAGACCUGCUUUGCUUUUAUUUUUACGCAAAUUGGUUUAAGCUUUGGCCUCUACCCAGAUGAUUGUGACAUUGAAGAAGUGGGAAGUGUCAGAGCAAAAUCCAAUCUUGUUCAGAGUAGGUUUCUUUGCAGAAGUGGCCUUCAGAUUGGCAUUUAUGGAGAAACAGAAGAAUCCAAGUAACAUCUCUCAGUGUGUCUGGGUUUUUUUUGUUUUUGUUUUUUUUUCAAAUAGAAGAAACCUUGAAAAGGAGUCUACUUUUAAAGAGCCACUUUCCAUCAAGUCUGGAAUUGAAUGUUGCCUACCCUGUCAUAAUUUAUGAAAGGUAGAUGGCUCAACCUUUAUCACAAGCAGCUCAACUGGACUCAGGAUAUAUAGGUAUACACCUAGCUGUAGCCAACACCACAGAUGCAGGUGUGGUGGCACAGGCGCACAGCGGGACCGCACAGGUGAGGAGGAAGCACAUGGUGUGCGCAGGGACCCUCAGUGCAUCCACUGGGACUCCCAGGAAGAUGGCAGAGUAAGGAGGUUCUGAGCUCAGCUGCUCGCAAAAAACACACCAAUGGUGCAGCUAUACAAAGUGCAACUCCCUCUGAGAACGACCCAAAGACUAGCCGCACAGCUCUUACACAGCCAAAGGUACAAAGAAAAAACUGCACUGAGAAGGACAGGAGGCAGAGAUGCGGCCAGGAGGCAAAUCCCUGGUGCAGUGACCCGGAAGAGGGAGGGAUAUCACCCAUAAGCGUGGAGGGUCAGUCCCCUCCCUGAGUACCCCCUACCUUGGUGUAUGCACCAGGAAGAUGUGCUCCCAUGAUGUCUAGCUGUGAAAAUCUGUGGAGCUUCACUCCAGAAGGUUAUAGGAAACUGAGGCUCUACUCUCAAAAGAGCCCACUCAAGAGGCAGCAGAUUGAAAAGUGCCUAGGUUAUUUACUCAGUUUAGGGCAUGUGCUGGAGGGGCAACAAUCUGUAAGAAUUUUUUCUGGGAAUGGAAGACUCCCAUCUUUUAGCCUACUUGGACCGAGGCUGGUGGGUGCCAGAUGUGACACUUUUCAUCUACUUUGCUGGCACCACCACCAUGGCCUAGACAUUACCCUUUGGACACACCUUCCCAACGGGCACAACCUCUGUACCACGGCACAGGGUGGAGCCAUGCCCACCACAGUAUUCACUGCAGCUGUGGCCAAACCUCACAGCCAGUCUCACCAGAGGCUAGCCCCACUCCCCAGCACACACAGCCCACACAGGGGACACAGCUAGGGCACCUGAUUCUGGUGACCAGGGGAGACAGCACUGCUGCCCCCAUAGGACGCCUCCUACAUAAGGCCGCUACCUUCCAGAACUGCCGCAGCUGACCUCAUACAGAGUCAGACAAAAUGAGAGGAGUAUGUUCCAAACAAAAGAACCAGAGAUAAACCAUCUACCUAAUAAAAGGGUUCAGAGUAACAGUCAUAAAGAUGUUCACUGGACUUGAAUUCACUUUUACAUUUAUUUAUUUUUGAGAGAUAGAAUGUGAGCAGGGGAAGGGCAGAGACGGAGACACAGAAAUCUGAAGCAGGCUCCAGGCUGUGAGCUGUAAGCACAGAGCCCGAUAUAGGGCUCGAACCCACAAACCAUGAGAUCAUGACCUGAGCCAAAGUUGGAUGCUGAACUGACUGAGCCACCCAGGUCCCCCUACUGGACUUGAGUUCAGGGAGUACUUCAACAAAGAGAAGAUAAAAAAAAAAAAUCAGACCUGAAGAAUACAGUAACAAAUGAAAUUAGAAUUAGAAUUACAGAAUUAGAAAUACAGAAUUAGAAGAUACAGAAAAAUAAAUCUGGAGCACAGGGUAUUAGAAAUCAAGCUGAACAGCAAAAACAAAAAAAAAUUUUCAAUUUGAGAGAGUAUGAGCAGCAGAGGGGCAGAAGGAGAGGGAGACAGAGAAUCCUAAGCAGGCUCCACACUGUCAGCACAGAGCCCCAUGUGGGGCUCAAACUCACAAACUGAGAUCCUGACCUGAGCCAAAGAGUCAGAUGCUUAACUAACUGAGCCACCCAGGUGCCCCCCAAAAAAUCUUCUUUAAAUGACAGAUUAAAGGACCUCUGGGACAACAUCAAGCAUACAAUAUUUGCAUUACAAGCAUCCUAGGACAGGAGAGAAGAGAAAAAGGGACAGAAAACUUAUCUGAAGAAUAGGUGACAACUUUGACAAACUAGGGAAGGAAAAAGACAUCCAGGACCAGGAAGCACAGAGAGGCCUAAACAAGAUGAAUCCAAAGAGAUCCACACUAAGACACAUACAGAUGGCUCCUGUACAACACAAAUCUACUUAUAUGUGUAUUUUUAUUCUUUAUAAUACAGUACUAUAUUUUCUGAUUUUAUUAAUUUUUUCUCUAGCUUUACUGUAAGAAUACAGUGUGUAAUAUAUGUAACAUAGAAAAUGUGUUCAUCAGCUCCUUGUUGUCAGUAAGG